This is a messenger RNA of Bathycoccus prasinos, 1365 nucleotides long. RefSeq lists its product with no specific name. The transcript has a single exon. Gene Ontology annotation, molecular function: sialyltransferase activity. NCBI's taxonomy places the organism in Eukaryota, Viridiplantae, Chlorophyta, Mamiellophyceae, Mamiellales, Bathycoccaceae. Bases 1 to 1365 code for a protein of 454 amino acids. The record is from RefSeq and is a predicted model, not a curated record.
AUGGAGAAAGGAACGACGACGAGUAAUACUUUGACGGCGACGCUUCCGGGGGUGGUCUCCUCCUCUUCAACAGCAAGCAGACGGCAACAACUCGCGAGACACAUCUUUGUCUGCGUCUCGGUGUGUGUUUUGUUCGUGCUCUUCGCGUCGAUGCGUUCGUUUAUUAAUGUUUCUACUUUUGGGGGUGGUGGUGAUUUGGACGACGAAGGACAACGAGUGAAUAACGAAGUUUGGGACGGUCCAGUGCCGGAACCGACAUACGAGGAAGGAAGGAGCGGUUUUAGUGAUGAUGAUGAAAAUGAUGAAAAUGGUGAGAGAAAGAGGAAAGAAAAAUCGGAUGACGACUUUGUGGAGUUUGAUACUUCUUUGAACGAGCGGGGAAAGUUUAAUCGAGACUCUCGAGUUGCUCUCAGAGGAGGAGAACAACAACAACAAGAGGCUAAGCAAUUAUUUACGAACGUACCACAGAACGUGUGUCCGGGGCAACCGACGAAGAAAGGCGUGCGGAACGGCGCGCCGGGGAAAAACAAAGGAUUAAUCGAACGCAAGUUGGAUAGAUUGGCCGGCGACGGCGACGAGUUACCGCCGGCGGUCGGGCCGGGUGGAGAUGAGUCCAAGUACGUCAACAUUAGCUGCGUGUACGUGACGGAAAAGUGCGCGAAUCCAACCACGGCGGGUGGACGAGGAAUCAUGCGACGUUUGAAAUUCAACGUCAACAGCGAAGAAGACACGAAGAAGUUUUUAAAGUUGGCGGAAAAUUUACCGUCAAUUACGGAAGGCGCGCUGGGAUCAUGCGCGAUCGUCGCUAAUAGCGAUAACUUGCUGAAAGGCAACCGAGGUGCGGAAAUCGACAUGCACGACACGGUUUUUAGACACAACACGCCGAUGAAAGGAUUCGCAAAAGCCAUCGGAACGAAAACUACGUUUACAAUUGUGAAGUCAAACUACGCGGGCGGUGGUGGCGGCGCCGGUAAAGCGCAAGGCAAAGGCGACAGCAAACCAGAACUCGCGUACAUGCUUCUCAAAAACAUCGAUUUAGUCCCAAAAUCUUUAAAAGUAGAAGGAAGGAAAGUAUUUUUACGCAUGGGCGGCGCGCAUCCCAUCGCGCGUUUACGAAGAGAACUCUACCAACUCUCCGGCACGCCGAGUAAAAUGCACCCGACUGGUGGUUGGGCGAGACCAUUGAACUUAUUAGCCAGUCGCUUGUGCGAGCGAAUAGACGUGUACGGAUUUAGUGGGAAUAACCGAGGCGGGAAGUAUUUCGCCCGGAAAUUAGAAGUUCGACCGGCGCAUAACAUGCCGUUCGAACACUGGACCAUGCGGUAUUUAAUGAGUAAAGGGAAGUUGUGCGUUUAUGGCGAGUAG